This is a messenger RNA of Gigantopelta aegis, 5918 nucleotides long. RefSeq names its product short transient receptor potential channel 3-like. Gene Ontology annotation, cellular component: membrane; cation channel complex. Gene Ontology annotation, biological process: regulation of cytosolic calcium ion concentration; calcium ion transmembrane transport; manganese ion transport. Gene Ontology annotation, molecular function: store-operated calcium channel activity; inositol 1,4,5 trisphosphate binding; protein binding. The record is from RefSeq and is a predicted model, not a curated record. The coding region runs from base 1386 to 4541 and encodes 1051 amino acids. NCBI's taxonomy places the organism in Eukaryota, Metazoa, Mollusca, Gastropoda, Neomphalida, Peltospiridae. The transcript is spliced from 16 exons.
GUGGUUUGUUCCACCGGUUGGAAGGAUGAGCUACGGGCGGUGUAACAUUUCCACGAUCGCCGUGUGUUUAUAGAUGUACCAGCUUGCAGCAUAUCCACAAGAGACCUAUUCUCAUACCACUAAUGAUGGUGGCUAGUUCGAAGAGCAUCUCAUUAAUUUACCUUUGGAAUUUUUUUUUAGGAACAAUAUCAAAUAUCGUAUUUUAUGUGACAACAACAAAUUUUAUUUGAUAACAAAACAGCAGACGUCAGGAAACAUUACUUAGGAAAAACAUCACAACAAACAAAAUGCUGCACAACAACAUGGAUUUAUUUCUGCGAAUCCGGAUUUUGUUUUCAAUGAUUAAACUGUGAUGAAUUAUCGUCUGCUAACACCUGUGGAUACCGCAGAUCAAACUAAUCAAUAAAUGUAUUGGCAAUAAAUAACAGCGUCACAGAACUUCAUCCAUAUUCAAAGUUUGCGAAGACUAAUCGUCUGCUGAGCAGAACUGUGCUUAAUGACUUCCGGAAAAGCACGUGCGUGUUUGUGUCUGCCGCUGACAAAGAAAAGGAAUGAAUCGUGAAUUCGGGUAAUCGAAACAAAGCAUUCGCGAGUGGUCAUUUGGAAAGAUAUAUUUGGAAUGUGUAAACAAGAACUAUGUGUUUGUGAGAGCCAAAAUCUCGCCAGUUAUCAAAUCAAAAAUAAAACGGAACCACCAAGCAAUCGCCGACAGAAAAAAAACUAAUACUCUGUUGAAAUGAUGUUUAUAGGUAAUUAUUAUGGCGACAUUUCCGAGUACGAAAUAAUUGCGAGAAUUAACGUUAACUACCGUUGCGGAACUUGAUAGAGAGCUCUGUGGAUAAAACGGAUACACGGUUUCGGAAGGAUAGACAUGGUUGUUGCUCCUGGAAAGCUAAGCGUGAUUCCAAUGCCGAAGUUAAUUUUGUCAGUUGACUAGACAAGCCAGAUGUUUUGUUUAUUAAAAGGCAAUUAACAGGCUGGAAUUAGCUUUAAAUAUAAAAUGUGGACUACCACGUUGGAAUUACAAAUAGGAUUAUAUGUGGCAUUUUAAGUCUGGAAUGUAACGGGUCAUCCGUCAUAACAGAUUUAUUGAAAUAUGGCAAGGCAUAUUUCUUAAAACAACAUAGAAACGAGGAAAUAGAUUUAAUUCUGAACUGCAGGGAAAAUCUAAGACCGCAAACACAUUGAAAGAGAUAUAUGGAAAAUGUUCGAUACGUGAUCUUACAACAGUGAAAAUAGUUUAAUAUUGGAAACACUAUAUGAAAUAAAUAUAUUGGAAGUUUUCGAUACUGGAACUUAUUACAACGUAUUCGUGAUUGCAAAACGUGAAAAUAUUGUGUGUUCAUGUUCCAGUCAUAAAGCAGAGAAAUUUAAAAAGGAAAAUCAUGUUCACAAGCGAAGAAAUAGCUAAAAGUCGCCGACGGCGUAAACAAUGGACAGCACAGGCGUAUGCUCGGCAUAAUGAUCAAGGUGACGUCAACAUGCCCGGGAGAUCAGCAUACAGCAAGCGUGCUACGUCGAGACUCAACCUGAGCGCAGACAAGGGGCUGGGAGGGCACAAAUCAUUGUCGUCGUUGGAGGAAGAGUUCAUCUUCGCGGCGGAGUUUGGCGACAUCCCCACCGUGCAGCGACUCCUCGAGGAACACCACAACUUCAACGUCGAUUACAGUGACAUCCUCGGCAGAACGCCGCUACGGCUGGCCGUCGGCAACGAGCAUCUCGAGGUAGUGGAACUACUACUGGACAAGUGUAACAUCAGCAACAUCCACGAGGCGCUCCUCCAAGCGAUCAGUGCGGGCCACGAGCAGAUCGCCGAGACGAUCCUCAAACACCACAAGUACAAGGAUUCGAGCAAGGACAACAAGCGUUUCGGCGAGGCCGACUACUUCUACAACACAACCAGCGAAGACUCGCCAUUCUCCUCCGACAUCACGCCGCUCAUCUUGGCGGCGGAGCGCAACCAGUUCGAGAUAGUGCAGUUGUUGUUGUUGCGGGGAGAGACGAUCCCGAAACCUCACCACUAUUACUGUCACUGUCAGGAGUGUAGUAACAAACUCGAGUUCGACCAGUUACGGCUGGCUAAGACGCGGCUAAACGCGUAUAAGGGACUGGCGAGCGGGGCCUAUAUUUCCUUGUCGAGUAAGGAUCCCAUUCUGACUUCGUUUGAGUUAGCGCGAGAGUUGAGAGCUGUUGCCAAAGUGGAGAAAUAUUUUAAGAACGAAUACCUCUCGAUGGCCGACCAGUUGAGCAUUUACGUGGUCAAGCUACUGGACAAGGUGCGAGGCCACACUGAGCUCGAGAUCCUGCUCAACAAGACGGGGGCUGACAGCAGCGACGAGUCUUACACGAUGCUGUCCAGGCUCAAGAUGGCCAUUCGAUACAACGAAAAAAAGUUCGUGGCCCACCCGAGCUGCCAGCAGAAGUUGGUCAGUAUUUGGUACUCGGACCUGCGCACCCUGGAGCGAGCCAACUGGUUUUACCGAUCCCUCAUCGUCGUCUGCAUCACUGCCUUGUACCCCGUGUUAGCCGUCGUAUACUGGGUGGCGCCGCAUUCCAUGGCAGGGCGAUUUCUGCGCUACCCGUGUGUAAAGUUCAUCGGGCAGAGCAUGUCCUUUAUGGCAUUCCUUGCAAUGAUUCUGAUCUCGACGGCCAAGGAGACGUCCCACCGACGUCUGUCUUACUUCCCCGAUGUGCACCACCUCUACAACCUGAAGAUCCGUACGAACCAGUACCCGGACGAUUUCGUCUUGAGGACGUUCGAAGCGGAAUACAUCCACAUUAUAAUGACCAUCUGGAUCGCUGGCAUGCUGUGGCAGGAGUUGAAACAGUUGUAUGGAGAUGGGGUGUCGCACUACUUUGAUUCGCUGUAUAACUAUCUCGACAUGUCUGUGCUUACCUUAUACGUGGCGUCCUUCACGCUCAGAUACGUGUGCGUAUUCAAGGUUAAAGGAUCCUUGGAAUACUUCAGACAAACUGAGUCAUGGGAACUGCUACUCAACAAUACACAAGAAGCUAGAUACCAGUGGUACUGGUUACCUGCAGAUCGCUUCUACUGGGACAGCUGGGACCCGUACAACAUGGCGGAGGCGACGUUCGCUCUGGCCAACGUGAUCAGCUUCUCCCGCGUGUCAGCCGUCCUGCCCACCAACGAGCUGUUCGGACCUAUGCAAAUCUCACUGGCCAGGAUGAUCACGGAUAUUCUGAAGUUCGCCGUCAUCUUCGUCGUGCUGUUCAUAGCGUUCAUGGUUGGUCUUCACAAUCUGUACUGGUAUUACCCCAAGCAGGUCCGGGGUGAAGUGGAACUCUUUGACCACAACAUCACCACGGAGGCAGAGAAACACUUUGGCAUCCCUGAUAUUACGUUUCGGACCGUCUUUUGGUCGAUGCUUGGUAGGGGUGAGCCCCAGGCGGUCGAGCUGGACGGGUACAACAACAUGUUCACACAGAACGUUGGUUACUGGAUAUUCGGCGUCUACAAUGUGGCCGUUGUCAUUGUCUUAUUGAACAUGUUGAUCGCUAUGAUGUCAAGGUCAUUUGAGAUUAUUCAGGCGGAAGCAGACACGGAGUGGAAGUUUUCACGAAGCAAGCUCUACAUGGAGUACAUCAACCCAGAAUGCACGCUUCCUGUCCCGUUCAACAUUGUGCCUACACCUAAGUUCUUCGUUAACUGUACUAAAAGUAUUAUAUCAAAGUUUCAUAAAACAGACGAAUUACCUCCAGUCCACCAUCCAGGGAGAAUCAAAGAUAUUGAGAUGUUUUCUCAAGGGAAUGCUUUUGAAGUGACGCCAGUUGACCUUCGGAACGGCGAAAGACGUGACGUCAAUAGUCCGGGCAUUCAGCACUUCCGGGAGAGAAUGGCAACCACCAAUGGAUUCGUGCGCAAUGAUUCUGACCCCACAUUAUUCAAUGAUAAACUUACAUACAAGCGUGUGAUGAAGAGAAUAGUGAAAAGGUAUAUUUUUGACACGCAGCGUGAAGUAGAUAGUACUGAAGGUGACUUUGACGAGUUGAAACAGGACAUAUCUAGUUUUCGCUACGAGAUGCUGAAUCAUCUUGGUCAGCGACAGAGACAGUCGGACUUCAAUAGUCAGAUGUUAGAAAAAAUAAACCAAAGAUUAGACAGUUUGUCCACCCAGCAAGAACUCAUAGCCAAACACUUACUCGGACCCAGAUCAGUAGAUUCUCAGCUUGCUGUUACAGACGAUUCGAAAGACGACACCGUCACUAACGAGGCUUCAGACGUGUCGCCAGUCUCUAUGUCUCAACUUGUGGAAGAGUUGGUGACAAAUUCCUCACGGAAUAGACCGACCGUUGGAAACCUUAGAAUUAUUCCAGAAGAGACAAAAGACGGUCGAGACGUGGCGGUCAGAGACAGUGGGGGGAAAGUGUCCGGUUCUUACGUGGGUAGUUCCUCAAUCGACGCCGCUCCAAAGACUGAUGAAUCGGAGUCGCUACUAUUUGUAGAUGCACUGGAGGUGGAGGUUGAAGUUAACGUGUCUCCUGCACCUCUGGCAUGUGGUGAUGAGGAUGAACAUCUUUGAUGGGGUGAAAAAAAAGGAAUAAGCUUUUGUGACAAGGAUGAACAUCUGUGAUGACAGUAUGAACACCUGUGAUAACAAGGAUUAAAAUAUGUGACGAGAAUAAACAUCUAUGAUGACGUGGAUGUGUUGAGAAGAAUAAGUAUCUGUCUUGACAAGAAUGAACAUAUAUUUAAAAAAAAAAUGAAAAUCUGUGACAAGGAUGAUCAGUUACGUUAAUACAGAUGAACAUCUAUUUUGAGAAGAAGGAACAUAUAUAUAUAUAUAUAUAUAUAUAUAUAUAUAUAUAUGUUGACAAGAGUAAACAUCUAUGUUGACAACAAUGAACAUAUAUAUGUUGACAAGAAUAAACAUCUAUGUUGACAACAAUGAACAUCUAAUUUGACAAGAAUGAACAUCUAUGUUCACAAGAAUGAAAUCAGUGUUGACAAGACAAGGAUAAACAUCUGUAUUGACAAGGAUAAUCGUCUGUGUUGACAAGAAUGAACAUCUGGACUGACAAGAAUGAGUAUGUGCAUUGACAAGAAUGAACAUCUGUUGUCAAGAAUAAACAUCUAUGUUGAUAAGAAUGAACGUCUAUGUUGACAAGAAUGGACGUCUAUGUUGACAAGAGUGAACAUCUGUGAUGACAAAAAUGAACAUCUGUGAUGCGGACAAACGUCUCUGAUGACAUGCUUGUAUCACUUGUUAUAAAAAAAGUGCCUGCAUUUAUGAAAACGUAAAGCUUGUUAUGCAAGACAAUGUCAUGUGUAUAUAGAUAUGAAGUUGUGAUGCGAUUAAACAGAGCAAUGUCUCCCACGGUUUCCUGACGUUCUCAAAGCAGUGUCUCAUAAGGAGUUUAACGAUUCUUCUGAAAGUUUUUAUGACGACUAAGGAAUUGUGAUUACUCUAAUAAAAGGAAUGCAUUGUGAGAAGUUUCAUAACUUCAGAAAUAGUGUGUACUAUCGAAUGACAUGGUUAUUCUGAAAGUAAUGCAUUCUGAGGAAUUUUAUGAUAAUUCUGAAAGUGAUACAUUUUACAGAAUUUCUUGAUUCUUCAAAAAGUGACAUAUCCUAGGGAAUGAAAUGAAUCAUAAAAAUGAUGUAUUCUAGGAAAUGAAAUGAAUCUUAUGAAAAUGAUGUACUCUAGGGAAUGACAUGAAUCUUGUAUAAGUAACAUCUUUGGAAUCCCAAAUCUUCUAAAAAGUACACUUAUUGAAUCUUUUAACAGAUGUAAAUCAGAGCAUAUAGGAAUGUGUUAUUUAAUCUAUGUUUAUAACACCAAAAACGAGAGUUUAUGUUGCAGAUUUAUAAAGGAAACAUUAUGAUAACUUGCUCCCUUUUGAGAUCAUGUUGACUCCGAAAAGGUCUGAAAGGACAAUGAAAUAUUAUUUAAAAAGAC